Molecule: messenger RNA, 696 nt
Organism: Coccomyxa subellipsoidea C-169
Lineage: Eukaryota; Viridiplantae; Chlorophyta; Trebouxiophyceae; Coccomyxaceae
Product: Aph-1
Exons: 6
Biological process (GO): protein processing; positive regulation of catalytic activity
Cellular component (GO): endoplasmic reticulum; gamma-secretase complex; membrane
Molecular function (GO): protein-macromolecule adaptor activity
Source: RefSeq, a predicted model, not a curated record
UUUCUGGGCUGCGCCCUAAUAGCUGGCGGCCCAGGCCUUGCCAUCUUCUGGACUUUUCUGAGGCGCAAGGCUUUCCUGGUGCUUCUCAUUCUGGCCUGCGCAUUUGGAUGGCUGGUGGGGCUUCUUCUCACAUCAAUGCUCUUCCGAGGAUUUGUGCCCUUGGAAAACCACACUGGGGCGCUGGCAGCUGCACUGCUGGUUGGUGUGGCUGUCCAGGAGGCCAUGAGGCUCGGCUGCUGGCAGCUGCACAGGAAGCUGGUGGUGGCACUUGGCCAAGUGGCUGAGAAGAUGGAGGGGGCAGGGAGGAUCACAAGGGAGGAUGAGCAGCUGCUGGCGUUGGCUCAGGGAUGGGCUCACGGCGCCACACACUCCCUGUUCUUCUACUACAGUUGGCUACCACUAUUCCUGGGGAAGGGGACGUUCUACCUGGAUGAGUGCCCACAGAUGUCGUACUUCCUGGCUGGCGCACUGUUAACCUUGGCGUUCAACCUCUUGCACACCUUCUCAAUGGUGAUAGCUUUUGAUGGGCUGAGGGAGGGAAAGAGGGAACGCUGGGCUGCUGUGCCCAUUGCCCAUUUAGGCGCAGCCCUGUUGACACUUGUCAACCUGAGGCCCAACGGCUGCUUGGGGAGCGUACCCCUGCUGCUGCUCCUAGGCUUGGGUUCUGCGGUGGCAGCCGGCUACAUUUGCUGGCAG